Molecule: messenger RNA, 2567 nt
Organism: Lipotes vexillifer (Yangtze River dolphin)
Lineage: Eukaryota; Metazoa; Chordata; Mammalia; Artiodactyla; Lipotidae
Gene: ABCD1
Product: ATP binding cassette subfamily D member 1
Exons: 10
Coding region: 360-2567 (735 amino acids)
Biological process (GO): very long-chain fatty acid catabolic process; long-chain fatty acid import into peroxisome; fatty acid beta-oxidation
Cellular component (GO): peroxisomal membrane; peroxisome
Molecular function (GO): ABC-type transporter activity; long-chain fatty acid transmembrane transporter activity; ATP hydrolysis activity
Source: RefSeq, a predicted model, not a curated record
GCCAGGCUGCGGAGCGGACGGACGCGCCCGGUGCCCCGGGGGAGGAGGAGGAGGUGGAGAGGAAAAGACGCCCUCUCUGCCCGAGACCUCUGGAGGCUCUGACCCCAGGGGCCAGGGGACUGACAAGUUCCUCCACCUCGGCUGCCUGAAGAGGCCGCGACCCUGGAGGCCCCUGAGACCACCGCACCAGGGGGCCCAGCACCACCCGGGUGGCCUAAAGCGACAGUAUCAGGGACCACUGCGAGGUUUCCAGUUGCCUAGACAACGAGCCUGGGGUCAGAGCCACCACCCUUCCAGCCACCUGCCUCCUCUGCUGCCUCAGGCACCAGUCCCAGACCCGUGAGUCCAGCCCAGGUGACAUGACGGUGCUCUCGACCCCCCGGCCCUCGCGGGUGACCACGCUGAAGCGCACAGCUGUGGUCCUAGCCCUCACGGCCUAUGGAGCCCACAAAAUCUACCCCCUGGUGCGGCAGUGCCUGGCUCCGGCCAGGGGCCCUCAGACGCCGGCUGGGGAGUCCGCGCAGGAGGCCUCCGGGGCCACGGUGGGCGCAGCGGCCAAGGCCGGUGUCAACCGGGUGUUCUUCCAGCGACUCCUGUGGCUCCUGCGGCUGCUCUUCCCCAGGAUCCUGUGCCGGGAGACGGGGCUGCUGGCGCUGCACUCAGCCGCCCUGGUGAGCCGGACUUUCCUGUCGGUUUAUGUGGCCCGCCUGGACGGCCGGCUGGCCCGCUGCAUCGUGCGCAAGGACCCCCGGGCCUUCGGCUGGCAGCUCCUGCAGUGGCUCCUCAUCGCGCUCCCCGCCACCUUCGUCAACAGUGCCAUCCGCUACCUAGAGGGCCGACUGGCCCUGGCGUUCCGCAGCCGGCUGGUGGCCCACGCCUACAGCCUCUACUUUUCCCAGCAGACGUACUACCGGGUCAGCAACAUGGACGGGCGGCUCCGCAACCCAGACCAGUCCCUGACGGAGGAUGUAGUGGCCUUUGCCGCCUCCGUGGCCCACCUCUACUCCAACCUGACCAAGCCGCUCCUGGACGUGGCUGUGACCACCUAUACCCUGGUUCGAGUGGCCCGCUCCCGCGGUGCCGGCACAGCCUGGCCCUCGGCCAUCGCUGGCCUCGUGGUGUUCCUCACGGCCAACGUGCUGCAAGCCUUCUCGCCCAAGUUCGGGGAGCUGGUGGCAGAGGAGGCGCGGCGGAAGGGGGAGUUGCGCUACAUGCACUCCCGGGUGGUGGCCAACUCGGAGGAGAUUGCCUUCUAUGGGGGCCACGAGGUGGAGCUGGCCCUGCUGCAGCACUCCUACCAGGACCUGGCUUCGCAGAUCAACCUCAUUCUGCUGGAGCGCCUGUGGUAUGUCAUGCUGGAGCAGUUCCUCAUGAAAUAUGUGUGGAGCGCCUCGGGACUGCUCAUGGUGGCCGUGCCCAUCAUCACCGCCACCGGACACGCGGCGUCAGACUCGGAGGUGGCGAAGAAGGUGGCCCUGGAGGCGAGGGAGGAGGAGCUGGUGAGCGAGCGCACGGAAGCCUUCACCAUCGCCCGCAACCUCCUCACAGCUGCCGCGGACGCCAUCGAGCGGGUCAUGGUGUCCUACAAGGAGGUGACAGAGUUGGCUGGCUACACAGCCCGGGUCCACGAGAUGUUCCAGGUAUUUGAAGACGUCCGGCACUGCCGUUUCAAGAGGCCCGGGGAGCCAGAGGACGCUCAGGCAGGGGCCGGGGCCGUGGUGAGGUCUGGUGUCCGUGUGGAGGGGUCCCUGCAGAUCCGAGGCCAAGUGGUGGAUGUGGAGCAGGGGAUCGUGUGUGAGAACAUCCCCAUCGUCACGCCCACGGGGGAGGUAGUGGUGGCCAGCCUCAACAUCAGGGUGGAAGAGGGCAUGCACCUGCUCAUCACGGGCCCCAACGGCUGCGGCAAGAGCUCUCUGUUCCGUAUCCUGGGCGGUCUCUGGCCCACCUAUGGCGGCGUGCUCUACAAGCCUCCGCCCCAACGCAUGUUCUACGUCCCCCAGAGGCCCUACAUGUCUGUGGGCUGCUUGCGCGACCAAGUGAUCUACCCGGACUCUGUGGAGGACAUGCGAAGGAAGGGCUUUUCAGAGCAGCACCUGGAAGCCAUUCUGGACAUCGUGCACCUGCACCACAUCCUGCAGCGGGAAGGAGGUUGGGAGGCCGUGUGUGACUGGAAGGACGUUCUGUCCGGGGGCGAGAAGCAGAGAGUUGGCAUGGCCCGCAUGUUCUACCACAGGCCCAAGUACGCCCUCCUGGAUGAAUGUACCAGUGCCGUGAGCAUCGACGUGGAAGGCAAGAUCUUCCAGGCGGCCAAGGAUGCAGGCAUUGCCCUGCUUUCCAUCACCCACCGACCCUCCCUGUGGAAGUACCACACACACUUACUACAGUUCGACGGAGAGGGCGGCUGGAAGUUCGAGAAGCUGGACUCGGCCGCCCGCCUGAGCCUGACUGAGGAAAAGCAGCGGCUUGAGCAGCAGCUGGCGGGCAUCCCCAAGAUGCAGCGGCGCCUCCAGGAGCUCUGCCAGAUCCUGGGCCAAGGCCCUGGAGUCCUCCAGGCCGCUGCCACCUGA